AACCCUUUCUGGCUUUGCAGGUCUGGGUUGUUCUAGAAAUAAACCUUUGCUGUUAACGCGUUCGGUAGAAAGAAAUUCAAUAAUAUUCAUAUUCACGUUCUCAGGAAGAAGAAGAAAAAGCAGAGCGAUUUGGAUUUGGAUCUGUGAAGAUGGCGUUGAAUCCUCAACUCUUCCCCAACGGGAUGCCCGUUCCUUUCGUCAACGAGAUGUUCGUGUUGGCCAGAGAUGGCGUCGAAUUCGAGAUCGACAAGAUUCCUGGCUCCGGAAAUCAUGGGGGUCAUCUCAAAACAAAGGGAACCAUUUAUUUGUCAAAUAUACGCAUGGUCUUCGUUGCCAAAAGUCCAGCUGGAGGCCUUACAGCUUUUGAUAUGCCUUUGCUUUACACCAGUGGUGAAAAAUUUAACCAGCCAAUAUUUCACUGCAACAAUCUUUCUGGACAUGUUGAGCCCGUAGUCCCAGAUGACCAACAUAGAGCUCUUUACUCCACACACACAUUUAAGAUCUUGUUCAAAGAGGGAGGCUGUGGAACCUUCAUUCCUCUUUUCUUCAAUUUGAUUGCUUCAGUGAGACAAUAUAAUCAACGCGCUAAUGCGCAGGCGCAGACACAAGCUCGUGUGGAUCCUUUGCAGGCAGCUCAGACUCCUGUUGAUGAGAUGAUGAGACAUGCGUACGUUGAUCCUAAUGAUCCAACAAGAAUAUUUCUGCAGCAACCCAAUGCUGAUUCUCAGCUUAGGCGGCGAACAUAUCAGCCGCAGGAAGGUGGUGGCCAUGUCUGAGCCUGAAAGUGCAUUGUACUCUACUCCUGACAUGCAUAGAUGAUGUUCAUAUGGGUACCAUACUGUGUAUUAAUAUAAAAAUAAAUAAAACCAUGUGAGCAACUACUUCUCAUGUGUGAUCAGAAACUAAUAUUUAUAAAAAAAAAGUUGUAUUUUUAUUUGUAUAA
Molecule: messenger RNA, 943 nt
Organism: Lotus japonicus
Lineage: Eukaryota; Viridiplantae; Streptophyta; Magnoliopsida; Fabales; Fabaceae
Product: UPF0664 stress-induced protein C29B12.11c
Exons: 5
Coding region: 150-776 (208 amino acids)
Biological process (GO): positive regulation of DNA-templated transcription
Cellular component (GO): nucleus
Molecular function (GO): chromatin DNA binding; transcription coactivator activity
Source: RefSeq, a predicted model, not a curated record